AUGAUGCGACCAAAAAGAAACCGCAACGAAAGUAUGCAUUACUUCAUCGUCGUCCUGACAGUCUUCAUGAUCCUUGGAGUAUUAACCCGAGUUUUUAUAAGACGUAACAAACUGAACAUACCCCACAAUUUAUUUGUCCUGGGAUUCUCAAUAAUUGCUGGCGCGACGAUUGCCUGCGUGAAGAAUUUCCGCGAUGCAUGGUUUGACUUAAAAAUGGCGCCGCAGUUUGCAGUGGGAGCAUACUUACCAGUUUUCAUAAUGUAUACCAUGUAUAAUAUGGACCACCAACUGUUCAAGAGAUACAUAUUACAAUCAGUCAUCGUGACAUUGAGCACUGCAUUGAUUACACCGAUUGUAAUCAGUGCAAGUUUCAUUUUCGUCCUUUACCCGGAAUGGUCCUACACGCAUGGACUUAUGAUCAGUAUGAUAAUCCUACCGCUAGAACCCCGCCAUGUUGUGGAACUAUUCCAAGUCCUGUCCAAUCAUAAAUUCCUCGCCACCAUGCUACAGAUUGAAUCGGUGUUAAUUCAGGUAUUUACUCCUCUUGGUAAUAAUUUAGUUGGGAAUUACCGUUCGGGAUUAGUGGAUAAAUGGUACCAAUUCUUUGCAAUCAUCGCGAGGGAAAUUAUUGGUGGUUUUAUUAUUGGAUUGUUAAUAGCGUUAGUCCACAUGCGAUUAAUAUUAUUCGUGUAUCAAGAACCCUUGAACGCUGUCAGUAUUUCAUUAAUCAUGGUUUACAUCACUUAUUUUGUAAGCACACAUCUGGCUUUUGUCAAUGGCAGUUUUGCAUUGAUCUGUAUGUGUUCCUAUAUUAUUAUGAACAAACACAAAUUACCUGUGGAAGUAGAUAAUAGUCUACAAGUAUUCUGGAAUACUUUAUUCAAUCUGGUUGAGACCCCGAUGUUGAUGUUCGCCAUGACUGAAGUGACGCUAUACGCCGUUUUGUUGUUUGAGUAUGCAACCAUGUACGGCGCUAUUUUCUUAUACGUUGUUGGAGUCCUAGAUAGAUUACGGGCGUGUAUUAUGCUUACGCCAAUAUUGAAUCGCAUGUCUUACAAUGUGAACGCCAAGUGUUUGUUUGUGUUGGGAUGGAGUGGUAUUAAAGGAGCGUCGAAUUUGUAUUAUCUUUUGACUUUGGUUGGGUUUCAACAUUUGACCGAAAGCAUGCAGUCCUUUUUAUUAGGAUCUAUGGGUUAUGUGGUCUUGAGUAAUCUUAUCAACUGUAGCACAAUGAGAGUAUUGUUGAAGAUGAGUGGAUUGUAUAAUAUUACAAUGACAAGAUUAGCUAAUAUGUAUAAUUACAUGAGGUACCUGCGACAGAGGCAAAUGUGUAUGAUGGAAGUCCUCAAAGCGAAUCGAUAUUUAUCCAAUACCAACUGGGCUUUGGUCAGGAAGGAAUCGUUUGUUUACCAGGUUUAUCUGGAUCGUGCAUCGACUUAUCAUAAAGCAAUGUUGUAUAAUGAGGAACACAACUAUCAGUUUAAUGAUCGUCUACUGACGUGCCCGGAUUGUCAUAAAGAGUUUCGGAAUGAACUUUCUGAUAAAGAAAAAGAAGACAUGUUGAAGAAAACUCUUCUACAAAUCUUUAAAAGUCAAAAAGUGGCUAUAAUCAAACAAUAUGAAAGUGGCGUAAUGAAUAAAAAUGUCCUCCAGAUAUUGGCACAUCAUCUGGACACAAAAAUCGAGUCAAACAAUCGUCGUAAAGAUGCAACCAUUAAUUUAGACCAAUUCAAUCCAAAAGGAAGGAGUUUAAAUAUUAUCAUCAAAAUACUUACAUUUAUAUCCCGUCAUCAAACAUACAAAGUCCCUACCAACCAUUUCAGACGCCUGGUUUACUUCCUAGUGCUUCAUUACAUGUACGAGAUUGUAUUGUUCGUGAUCAUAAUUGGUAAUGCAAUAUUCAGUUUAUGGAACGCUGAUAAAUGUUGCCAGAGCAAUAUGUAUUGGUACCAUUUUGCUAUAACGUUCAUUUUUGCUGCGGAUUAUGCGAUGAAGGUCACCGCGGUGGGAAUAUACGUUACAUUUAGUGAAUAUUGGACAAUAAUCGACAAAAUCCUCUUGUUUCUGGACUACAUUAAUCUGUUCAUAACACGUCAAUCAAAUGUAUUCAAUUGGUUCAUUUAUUACAUCCCAAGUUUCCGGUUAAUAUCCGCAUUAAGAUUGAUUACUGGUUUUCGUCUGCUUGGAACCUAUUCUCCCCGAAUUAUUACAUAUAUUGAUUAUGUUGUUGAUAGUAAUAUAGCGUUGAGGUUUGAUCUUGCUUCUGCUUGGUUAAGCAGUAUUGAGGAAGUUUUAAGUGGUCUGCCACAAAUUGCUCCUGAGAAAUUCGCUAGGGUGUAUUAUGAAAACAAUCUCAAUGAGGAGAGGAAGCGUUUGCUUGAUGAAAUGGCCGCUGUGCAGAAGACACGACCAUGGAUAGCUGUAACUGUCAAAACGAAACAAGCAAUUUGUACGACUUUGUUUGCAAUGGAUAUGAAUCUAAAAGAAAUGCAGAGAGCAGGAUACACAGAUGCUAUUGAAAGCGCCGCCAUUUUAAAACUGCUACGCGAACCACAACAGUUUCUCAUGAAUAUGAAAUUCGUCAAACCAAACGCAAUCAGAUCAAUAUUCAAGGAUGUACCUUGGAUGCCAAACGAUAAUGCUGAAGUCAUGGAAUACCUCUAUGAAAACACCGAGGAAGUAAGCAAAGACGCAAAAGAAACAAUCAUGCAAAUCGAUACGUUAGCCGAAGGUGUGUACGUGGUGGUUACUGGCAUGUUAGUCCUAACAUUUCAAUCGCUAACCAGAGCAUCACGUUAUGAAGGAUAUCUACCAGUUGUAGAUUACUUAGCCACUACUGAUUACAACAGCGUUUAUAAUAAAGUAGUUGUAUCAGGAAGCACUGUAGGAGAAGUAGGUGUGCUUACUGGUCGUCGAUACGACUGCACAAUUUACGCAGGUACACCAAGUGAAGGUUACUGGUUACCAGCACAAGUAAUCCGUACUGCAAUGUUCAUGUGCAGUAAUCCUGUGACAGGAAUGGAGGCGAUGAUGUGGCGCCAUUGUAGUGAGAACCUCGCCAUUGCUGUAAUCAUGCAAUCAUCACAAUAUAGAUCAUCUACAAGAGAAGAAAUCAAAAACAAGUUGAAAAACGCUUUCAUGCCUAUCCUGCGAGCGUACAUGACAUUUAUACGCAUAGAUUACUUAAUAGACAAUAUAAUUUUGAUAAAUGGCUGUGUGAUGGAUACAGAUACGGGGGAAGUGUACAUCGCUCCGUAUUUAAUACCGAAAAUAGUUGAAACAAUGACACUUAUGCAUAAUCCCGAGUUGAAUAUCGAGGUACAUUUGAUGGUGAUUCCCUGUGAGGGUGUAACUGCAGUUGAGGUUAUGACUGAAGAAGAGGAAGCGGCUGAUUUGCUACCCCAACGCAACAGUCGUGAAGUGCUAAGGACGAAACACGAGCGCAAGAAAACAAAAUUACACGCGACAGCAUCCACAAUAUAAAUUGACAUCAUGGAAUCGCCAUUUAUUUACAAGCGCAAUCAUUACUUCCGUCAUAUCCAGACUCCGCGCGAAUGGAAAGGAAUAUAAUAUAUAAACAUGUCUUAUCUCUACGCACGCUUUACUUACAAAUAUUUAAUGACUUAAUCAUACCUUGAAGACACUGCGACAAUAAAAUCAAGUGUUGUUUGUUUGUACAGCAUAA
Messenger RNA from Dalotia coriaria, 3685 nucleotides. RefSeq names its product sperm-specific sodium:proton exchanger-like. Gene Ontology annotation, cellular component: plasma membrane. The coding region runs from base 1 to 3483 and encodes 1160 amino acids. Gene Ontology annotation, molecular function: potassium:proton antiporter activity; sodium:proton antiporter activity. Lineage: Eukaryota; Metazoa; Arthropoda; Insecta; Coleoptera; Staphylinidae. Gene Ontology annotation, biological process: potassium ion transmembrane transport; sodium ion import across plasma membrane; proton transmembrane transport. The record is from RefSeq and is a predicted model, not a curated record. The transcript is spliced from 3 exons.